Trematosphaeria pertusa is the source of this 1062-nucleotide messenger RNA. RefSeq lists its product as uncharacterized. Bases 1 to 990 code for a protein of 329 amino acids. The record is from RefSeq and is a predicted model, not a curated record. NCBI's taxonomy places the organism in Eukaryota, Fungi, Ascomycota, Dothideomycetes, Pleosporales, Trematosphaeriaceae. The transcript is spliced from 3 exons.
AUGACCGCGGGUGAAAAUCAUCCAAAGAGACUGUUCGAAAAAGGAGCCAAGAUCAUCGUGGAGAGAUUCAAUAAAAAAGUUACGCUCGUAAAGCGGCGCCGCGACGAGUCCGGAACGGUUGCAGAUGGAUUCAUGGAUAAGUACAUAUUCGAACAUCAUCCGAUCAAGACCAAAAUAGAGCUCUUCGCGUGGUCCAUGGCUGAGGAGGGUGUACAGAUUGAGGUGGACUUUUCCAGCCCGGAUGUCAAGAACUUCUUGAGGAUGAUGAUCAACGGGCUGAAUCCCCCGACCUGCCCUCCCGAUGUGCCGCCGCCGGAAAGAACCCGCGAUGCUGUAUUCACAUUUGAACCCAUGGAGCCCCUUAAAGUGGAGUUCGCAUUCUCGUACUUCGGCCCUUAUACUGAGAAUAGUGCGACGGGGAGCAAUGUCACCCAAGCCAACGGCGCAUCAAAUGGAGCUGCAUCCAACGGAGGCCAGCCGAGCGUGGACGAGAAGCGGACAGACGGUGCUUUUCUCGUGGUUGUCAUAUCCUACACGCACAAGAGCAACCCCUUGGACCGAGAGAUGGACAAGAAGGCAGGAAUUCGCAGAAGUCCGCUUACCGUGGCUCCCGGUCCGAACCACCCAACUAUCUUGUUCCAAACGGCAGCCCGAUAUAUCAUUGAGGACCUACCAACCCGAAUCAAGACGCGCACCGCGACGCGAGUCUGGGAUGAUAUUGAUUACGAGGAAUUCGAUAGUCCGGCCGUGACCGCGACGCUCUGGAUGCGCUCUCUGGACGAGGGGAGUAGGGGAGUGGAUUUCACGGAUGACAACAUCAUUCGGUUCCUGGAGGGCAUGAUUUCCGAUCUGAAGGUCGAUCCGACAUCGGGCCACGAUUGCGUGCAGGAGAUCCAAUUGGCGACUAAGGAGGCGAGAAUGGAGGAUCGCAAGCUGGGCUUUACAUUUCAGUACGAGGGACCUGACAGGGAGGAUACCCAGAGCAAUUGAGGGAAGGUGAAUUGGGAGGGCGACAGACGGUCGGUCAAAAAUAAUGCGGAGGAACUGUAACUAAAGGGUGGG